ACGCGAACCGUAUAAAUAGGGGUGGAGCUGCGUCACCUAGGCAGAUAACAGUUGCAGGAAGACGAGCGUGGUGGGUGAGCGAGCAAGUCCCAGGGCCGGAGACUUCAACAUGCAGAUCUUUGUGAAGACCCUGACUGGCAAGACCAUCACCCUGGAGGUUGAGCCCAGUGACACCAUUGAGAAUGUCAAGGCCAAGAUCCAGGACAAGGAAGGCAUUCCCCCCGACCAGCAGAGGCUGAUCUUUGCUGGCAAGCAGCUGGAAGAUGGGCGCACCCUGUCUGACUACAACAUCCAGAAGGAGUCCACCCUGCACCUUGUGCUGCGCCUGAGGGGUGGCAUGCAGAUCUUUGUGAAGACCCUGACUGGCAAGACCAUCACCCUGGAGGUUGAGCCCAGUGACACCAUUGAGAAUGUCAAGGCCAAGAUCCAGGACAAGGAAGGCAUUCCCCCCGACCAGCAGAGGCUGAUCUUUGCUGGCAAGCAGCUGGAAGAUGGGCGCACCCUGUCUGACUACAACAUCCAGAAGGAGUCCACCCUGCACCUUGUGCUGCGCCUGAGGGGUGGCAUGCAGAUCUUUGUGAAGACCCUGACUGGCAAGACCAUCACCCUGGAGGUUGAGCCCAGUGACACCAUUGAGAAUGUCAAGGCCAAGAUCCAGGACAAGGAAGGCAUUCCCCCCGACCAGCAGAGGCUGAUCUUUGCUGGCAAGCAGCUGGAAGAUGGGCGCACCCUGUCUGACUACAACAUCCAGAAGGAGUCCACCCUGCACCUUGUGCUGCGCCUGAGGGGUGGCAUGCAGAUCUUUGUGAAGACCCUGACUGGCAAGACCAUCACCCUGGAGGUUGAGCCCAGUGACACCAUUGAGAAUGUCAAGGCCAAGAUCCAGGACAAGGAAGGCAUUCCCCCCGACCAGCAGAGGCUGAUCUUUGCUGGCAAGCAGCUGGAAGAUGGGCGCACCCUGUCUGACUACAACAUCCAGAAGGAGUCCACCCUGCACCUUGUGCUGCGCCUGAGGGGUGGCUGUUAGUUAUUGUGUAUCUUGCUUGGCAAGAUUGCCAAUAGCAUUUGUUUUUUGCACUGUAGUCCUUUAAUGUCUUAAGUUAAAUGCAAAGUUAAUGCAAGCUUAAGUAACUGCUGAACUGUCUGUUUAAAUGCUAAUAAAGUUUUCUGUUGCACAUUAAUUUGUAGUCUGUCUCAGUUCAAGCUAGUAAAGCUGGUAUACUUCAA
This is a messenger RNA of Struthio camelus australis, 1227 nucleotides long. RefSeq names its product ubiquitin B (gene UBB). Lineage: Eukaryota; Metazoa; Chordata; Aves; Struthioniformes; Struthionidae. Gene Ontology annotation, biological process: protein ubiquitination; modification-dependent protein catabolic process. Gene Ontology annotation, molecular function: ubiquitin protein ligase binding; protein tag activity; RNA binding. The record is from RefSeq and is a predicted model, not a curated record. Gene Ontology annotation, cellular component: cytoplasm; nucleus.